AUGGAAGCAUCAUCGAAUAGUCGAGAUGGACUAUCCUCAUCAUCAUCAACAACUACUACUGCUACUAUUACUUCAUUACAGUUAUCUGUUGAACAGUGGGAAUUAUUAAGACGUUUAAGAAAUAGUCAUCUAUCGAAAACACAAAUUAUUCGAGCCUAUGAUGAACUUGAUCGGCUUGAUCGUGAACUUGGAAGUUUAUUUAAUAGUGCACCUCCUGUUCCGCCCAUUCCGUCUUCAUGUACAAAUGUUCCUUCAACCGAUCCAGUAUCGCCUUCAACAUUAAAUUCUCAACAAGUAUCUCCACCAUCAUCAACAUCUAUAACCAACAAUAAUAAUAAUAAUAACAACAACAAACGACCACAUAGUCAUAGUGUUAAUGGUGUAAUACCUGGUAGACAAUCGAAUGGCUAUCAUUCAUCACAAAGUCAUCCGUCAACGUCAUCAUCACUUAUUGGUCUACGGCCAACAAGAAAUAGUAAUAAUGAACUAAAUUCAUCGAUGAUAAAUCAACAUGAAACAAUAAAUCAAAAUGAUCUUGAAGAAGAAAAUCGAGAAUUACAAGAAUUACUAGCUAAAGGUGAUGUUGCUAUUCAUAAUGAAAUCUCUGUUUUUGUCUAUCGGUAUGAUUUAAAGCAAUCACAAAUAGCUCGAAUGGCAGCUGUGAAUCAAGCCUAUGUGUCGAAAUUUUUACGUGGUGAUUUAUUUGAUUUAUCAGAAAAUGGUCGCAUGGCCAUCUGUCGAUGGUACAUAAGAUAUAGAAAAAUUGUUCAAUCUAUGAGUGGUAACCAACCAUCAGCUGAAUUAUUAGCUAAUUUAACAUCAUCAUGUGAACCACCAACUAAAAUUCCACGUCUUGGUGAAUCUCAAAUAAAUAAUAAUGCAUCUCCUGUUUCAUUUGAUACACCUAAGCGCACUCGAUUUACCUUUCGACCUGAACAUCUCGACAUCCUUGAAAAAGCUUUUAUUGAUAAUCCAUAUCCGGAUCCACGACGUCGUGAAGAUCUAGCUCGUGCAUGUAAUGAAGCUCGAACACGAAUCGAUGGUUCAAAUGAAGUAUUAAAUGAACGUGAUCGUGUCACUGAUGCCAUCGUCACACAUUGGUUUCAAAAUAAACGAAAAAUGACCAAAAGUCAACGAGUAUCAAUGCAAGAAGAAUCAAUGCCACUAAGCAUUUCAAAUGGUAGUAAUAAUCAUCCAUCAACAAUGUCAAUGAAUGAUUUUGAAAGUACUAAUGGUGAUGAUGAUAUUCAUAUUCCUCAGCACCAUCUUCAACAACAGCAGCAACAUCAAAAAUCAACUGUACCUGUUGUUGAUGUCGACUGUUUUGAUACACCAUCAUCAUUACUGGACCCACAGAUGGCUGCAUAUCAUGCUAUAAUGAGUCGUAUGGUACCAUUUGCAAAUAAUAUUAAUGGACAUAAUUUGUCAAAACGUUUUGUUAAACAAGAACCGAUUUUAAAACAAGAUGACUCGAGUAAUGAUGUCGAAUCAAACUCUCAAUCACCAUUAAAUGAUCAUUUAUCGCCGUGA
Molecule: messenger RNA, 1530 nt
Organism: Rotaria socialis
Lineage: Eukaryota; Metazoa; Rotifera; Eurotatoria; Philodinida; Philodinidae
Source: the annotation of a GenBank genome assembly